Cooperia oncophora is the source of this 552-nucleotide messenger RNA. The record is from the annotation of a GenBank genome assembly. Lineage: Eukaryota; Metazoa; Nematoda; Chromadorea; Rhabditida; Trichostrongylidae.
AUGGUGAAACUCAAAGCACCAAUCGAAGGGGUGGUCACGUUUGAUCGUGCAGCGAGGAAAGGUGCAGAAAUGGUUCAGGAUAUGCUAAUCGCUCGUAUCGAGCCAUGUCAUCAUGCUAUUGUUAUCAAAGAUAUGUGCGCAACCUGCGGUCGUGAUCUCAGAGAGAAGGAUGGUCGUGCUGGGCAGCGAAAAGAAGCUGCAACAGCGAAUGUAUCGAUGAUCCAUCAUGUGCCAGAACUCAUCGUUUCGGAUGAUUUAGCGACAGAAUUGGGUUCAGCAGACUUGAAGAAUGUCUUAAACUCCCGUAAACUAGUGUUGCUGGUCGACCUCGAUCAAACCAUAAUUCACACGACAAAUCGCCCAUUCAAAGUUGAUCCCAAAGUGCACGGCGAUAUCCACACUUACAAGAUGUUCGGCACGGAAUACCACACAAAACUAAGGCCGUAUACGCAUGAGUUUCUCGAACAUAUGAGUGCACUAUACGAAAUGCACAUCAUAACCUAUGGACAACGACAAUACGCUCACAAAAUCGCUGAGGUUUGGAUUCUCUGA